UCCUGGACUCAAUUUCCCAGGAACUCUACCCAUCUGGCCCUGGAGGAAAUGCCUCGGCCGGCGUUUCUCUAGCUCCGGCUUUGUGAGUUAAGGACCUGUUGGUUUGGAGCUACGCGCAGCAGCUCUGUCGCAACAGAUACAUCCGUCAGCACCGAGAAAAUGUUUGCUGUCCACUUGCUAGCUUUUUAUUUUACAAAGCUAAAAGAAGAUCAAAUAAAAAAGGUCGACAGGUACUUGUACCACCUGCGCCUGUCCGAUGACACCUUGCGGGACAUCAUGGCUCGUUUCCAGGCCGAGAUGGUGAAGGGCCUGGGCAGGGACACGAACCCCACGGCGGCGGUGAAAAUGCUGCCUUCCUUCGUGCGCUCGCUGCCCGAUGGAUCCGAGAAAGGCGAUUUCCUCGCUGUUGACCUGGGCGGCUCCCAGUUCCGUGCCCUCCAGGUGAAGGUGUCCCAGGAUGGGAAGCAGAGCUGCCAGCUGGAGAGCAAAUACUACCCUACACCCAAGGAAGUCAUCCAGGGCAGCGGAGCCGAGCUCUUUGACUAUGUCGCUGGCUGCCUGUUGGACUUCAUGGAGUCCAGAAACCUGACGUACAAGAAACUGCCCCUUGGCUUUACCUUUUCCUUUCCAUGCAGACAGACCAAGUUGGAAGAUGGGGUGCUCCUUAGCUGGACAAAACACUUCAAGGCCCGGGGCGUCCAGGGCACGGAUGUGGUCAGCUCUCUGCGCAAGGCCCUCGAGAAGCACAAGGGCAUCGAUGUGGAUGUCUUGGCACUGGUCAAUGACACUGUGGGAACCAUGAUGACUUGUGGAUAUGAAGAUGAGCGCUGCGAAGUUGGACUUAUAAUCGGCACGGGCACCAACGCCUGCUACAUGGAGGAGAUGAGGCACAUCGACCUGGUGGAGGGCGACGAGGGCCGCAUGUGCAUCAACACGGAGUGGGGCGCCUUCGGCGACGACGGCUCCCUGGAGGACAUCCGCACCGAGUUCGACCGCGAGAUCGACCAGGGGUCUCUCAACCCCGGCAAGCAGCUGUUUGAGAAGAUGAUCAGCAGCCUGCACCUGGGUGAACUUGUAAGACUCAUUCUUCUAAAAAUGACAAAGGAAGGUCUGCUCUUCAAUGGGAAAGCGUCAACAGCUCUGUGUACUAAGGGCAAGAUCGAAAUGAAACAUGUGGCAGCAAUGGAAAAGUAAGAGCUGCAGCAUGCCCUUGGAGAGUGGCUUUAGUCUGCCGUGAUCAGCACUGCUAAUAAUAAUAAUUUAAUUACAGUUUGUGAGCCCUUGGAAUUGAUCCUAGACUGCAUUGCUGUCCAGCACGUCUGCACCAUCGUUUCCUUCCGCUCGGCCAACCUCUGUGCUGCCGCCCUUGCUGCCAUCCUGGCACGGCUGAGGGAGAACAAGAAAGUCCUCAGGCUGCGAACCACUGUUGGCAUUGAUGGGACCCUCUACAAAGCCCAUCCCCAGUACGCCAAGCGGCUGCACAAGGUGGUGAGGAGGCUGGUGCCCACCUGCGACGUGCGCUUCCUGCUCUCGACGAGCGGCAGCACCAGGGGGGCCGCCAUGGUCACGGCGGUGGCGCGGCGGCUGGCCGAGCAGCGCAAGCGCAUCGACGCCGUGCUCGCGCCCUUCCUGCUCGCCCCGGCCGCCCUCCGGGAAGUGAGGGACAAAAUGAGGAAGGAGCUGGAGCACGGGCUCCAGAGAGACACGCAGGGCACGGCCACGGUGAAGAUGCUGCCCACGUACGUCUGCGGGACCCCGGAUGGAACAGAGAAAGGAAAAUUCCUCGCCCUUGAUCUUGGCGGGACAAAUUUCAGGGUUCUGCUGGUCAAAAUUAGAAGCGGGAGAAGGAAAUCAGUGCAAAUGUAUAAUAAGAUCUUUGCCAUUCCUUUGGAGAUCAUGCAAGGGACAGGGGAAGAGCUCUUUGACCACAUUGUGCAGUGCAUAGCAGAAUUCUUGGAGUAUAUGGGGAUUAAAGGCGCCCGGCUGCCUUUGGGCUUCACCUUCUCCUUCCCCUGCAGGCAAGCCAGCAUUGACAAGGGAACGCUUGUAGGUUGGACUAAAGGUUUUAAGGCAACGGACUGUGAGGGGGAAGAUGUUGUCGAUAUGCUAAGAGAAGCUAUCAAGAGGAGAAACGAGUUUGACUUGGACAUUGUGGCAUUGGUGAAUGACACGGUGGGGACGAUGAUGACCUGUGGCUACGAGGACCCAAAGUGCGAGAUUGGCCUCAUUGCAGGAACAGGCAGCAAUGUGUGCUACAUGGAAGACAUGAAAAACAUAGAAAUCGUGGAAGGGAAUGAAGGGAAAAUGUGCAUUAAUACCGAAUGGGGAGGAUUUGGUGACAACGGCUGCAUUGACAACAUCAGAACAGAAUAUGAUAAAGAAGUAGAUGAAGGUUCACUAAAUCCAGGGAAGCAGAGGUAUGAAAAAAUGACGAGUGGAAUGUAUCUAGGGGAAAUAGUGAGGCAAAUUUUGAUCGACUUAACCAGACAAGGACUGCUAUUCAGAGGACAGAUCUCAGAAUCGCUCAGGAAAAGAGGCAUAUUUGAAACCAAAUUCCUGUCUCAGAUUGAGAGCGACCGCCUGGCCCUGCUGCAGGUGCGGCGCAUCCUGCAGCAGCUCGGCCUGGACGGCACGUGCGAGGACAGCAUCGUCGUCAAGGAGGUGUGCGGGGCCGUGUCCGCGCGGGCCGCGCGCCUCUGCGGCGCCGGCCUCGCCGCCAUCGUGGAGAAGAGGAGGCAGAACCAAGGCGUCGAGCGCUUGGAAGUCACCGUCGGAGUGGACGGGACGCUCUACAAGCUCCAUCCGCAUUUCUCCAGGGUGCUGCGGGAAACGGUGAAGGAGCUGGCCCCGCAGUGUGACGUGACUUUCAUGCUCUCCGAAGACGGGAGCGGGAAGGGAGCUGCCCUCAUCACCGCAGUAGCGAAAAGGCUGCGUAAUGUAGGAGAAAACUAAAAACAAGAGGC
Tinamus guttatus (white-throated tinamou) is the source of this 2963-nucleotide messenger RNA. Lineage: Eukaryota; Metazoa; Chordata; Aves; Tinamiformes; Tinamidae. The record is from RefSeq and is a predicted model, not a curated record.